AUGAACCAACACGACCAGUUUGUGGAGUGGGUCCAGGAGUCGUAUUUCGCGCUCCUGGGCCAGACCGAGGGUGACUCCUCAACCUCCACGGAAAUUCUUUCGCGCCCCCUCCACUUCAUGCCGACCCACCUGCGCCAGCACCGGCUCGCCUUCUCGGCCACGGUAUUCCUGGACCUGGGCGACAUCCCGGACAUGUCCAAGCGGGGCCUAGGCACCGCUCGCCUGACCUUCAGCAGCGUCCGGCGCUGGACGACCAGCGGCGCUCGACGAAGGCACGGCCGAGGGCCCAGGCGGCCGCCGCAGCGCGAUGGGGGGUCGCACCGCAGCGGUGGGACCCCGGGCGCCCUCGAGGGCGCGGGGCCGUGCAGGUUCUACAGCCUGUGA
Prorocentrum cordatum is the source of this 384-nucleotide messenger RNA. Lineage: Eukaryota; Dinophyceae; Prorocentrales; Prorocentraceae. The record is from the annotation of a GenBank genome assembly.